Alnus glutinosa is the source of this 1702-nucleotide messenger RNA. RefSeq names its product putative F-box protein At1g58310. The record is from RefSeq and is a predicted model, not a curated record. Lineage: Eukaryota; Viridiplantae; Streptophyta; Magnoliopsida; Fagales; Betulaceae. Gene Ontology annotation, molecular function: protein binding. Bases 177 to 1538 code for a protein of 453 amino acids. The transcript is spliced from 4 exons.
CGCCGAAAAAACAUUCCCUCCGUUAAAUCCCAUCCCACUUUGAGUCUCUUAGCUUCCCUCCAACCGAAACACCAAUCCACCAGCAAGAAACGCCGUCGUUUAGUUCUCGCCGGUGGGAUGAGCGUUCUACAAAGUUCUCUGACGAAGUAUUGGGGAUGUAGGGGAACCGUCUGAAUAUGGAGGCAAAUUCUCUUAUUCAUAAGUCCAAAAGGCAGAAACUGAAUGAAGACCAGGGCAUUGAUGGGAACAGCAAAUGCUUUGGUAACUUACCUGACGUGAUUCUUCGGCACAUCCUUUCCUUUCUACACAUAAAGUAUGCUGCUAGGACCAGUGUACUUUCCAAAAGAUGGGAAUUCCUUUGGACGUCUAUUCCCUGUCUAAAUUUUGGAAAACCUUUGCCUGCUAAGAGAACACUUCACAUGAAUUUUGUGGAAAGAGUGCUUUGUCUUCGGGACUCCUCUGAUAUAAAAGAACUCACUCUCAAUUGUGAUGUGCAAGGUGAUGCAUCUCGUGUUAAGUCAUGGAUCACUGCUGCAGUGAGGCGUAAUGUUCAAUCUUUGCAUAUCUGCCUUUCGGACUUGAGAGGACAAUUUUCAUUGCCUCAUCACGUGUUUACUUGUGAGACACUGGAAAGCUUUUUCCUUGAUAUGCCGUGUAUCCUCAAAGUUCCUCCUAUAAUCUGUUUCUCAAAUCUAAAGGUCUUGAGUAUCCAAAGUGUUACAUUUUCGGAUGAUUACACAAUCCAGCCCCUUUUUUCUGGUCUGCAAGUCCUUGAGGUUUUGAGUUUAGAAAAAUGCAGAUGGGUGUGUGUCAAAGUUUUGAGUAUUUCUGCCCCCAAGCUUCAUUCUCUAACCAUAGACGAAGCUGAUAUGCAGAAUCGGAGUGAUUGUGAGGUUAUGAUUUGUGGAGCUAAUCUCAAAGAAUUUUAUUACGCUGGUGAAUUCUUCAAUGAAUAUUGGUUCUACAACUCAUUGUCACUAGAAAUAGCAGGAAUUAAUGUUACUCGCUCUGAUGGGAGGGCAAGACAGGUUGCUUACCGCAUGUUUAAAGUUCUUAUAGGGCUCCCUAAUGUGAAAGACAUGAGACUAUACGGCUCUGCUGUUGAGGUUCUAACAUAUGCACCAGAACUCCUACCUAAUAUGCCUAUCUUCAAGAACCUGAUAUUUUUGGAACUGGAGUCAUUAGAUCUGGACUGUGCAGCACUAUUGAAGAUAUUGCAAAAUUCUGUGUGUCUUGAAACUAUGUGUGUUCGUGAGAUCAAUCAACUCUCCGAUUGUGAGAAGGAUGAUGUAAUACUGGAUCCAGUGCCUCCAUAUUUCUUUUCACACCUCAAGAGCAUUGCAGUAGAUAGUUAUUCUGGAAAUAAGAAUGAGCUUUAUAUGUUAAAGAUUUUGCUCAAAAAUGCAUUGGUCUUGGAUGACAUAUCUAUAACAUGCUCUGCGCAUUUUGUAGGGGGUUUAGAGAAGCAAAAGAAUCUGUACAAACAGUUGAUAGAGCUUCCUAGAGGGUCACAAAAUUGUAAAAUCAUUUUGGGAUGAGCUUUUGUUGAUAUCUAACACCACUAAAUUCCUGUCUUUUGGAAGAUGUAAAAGUAUGGCCCGGUUGCCUUCUUCCUUACCUAAUUAACUUGUUAUGAAAUCUUGUUUGUUCUAUUUGGUGAUGAUAGUUUUGAAUCCUCAAAGCUAUAUAAGCUUAUGCUUUC